This is a messenger RNA of Cylas formicarius (sweet potato weevil), 621 nucleotides long. RefSeq lists its product as uncharacterized. The transcript has a single exon. NCBI's taxonomy places the organism in Eukaryota, Metazoa, Arthropoda, Insecta, Coleoptera, Brentidae. The coding region runs from base 1 to 621 and encodes 206 amino acids. The record is from RefSeq and is a predicted model, not a curated record.
AUGGCCCACGUUAAUCCCAACACUUGCUAUUGGGUCCGGGAAAGAUCGCAGAAGUCGGUGUCGAUGGGAUUGGGCAGUCUGCCGAAAACAUCAUUGUCGGCCGGUACUCCAGACUCGUUGACCGAUAACGAAGGCGGUUUUCGAACACCCAGAAAACCAUCGUAUAGGUCGGCGUUGACACCCGGAGGGUCGAGGAGGAAUUCCAGACCCACCUCCCGUACGGGCAGCAGACCUGGUAGCAAGCCACCGUCUAGGCACGGGUCUAAUUUGUCUUUGGACAGUACAAACGAUACACCCUCGAGAAUACCCAGAAAGACGCCCACGUCUUCCGGACGAAGCUCCGCCCUUUCGACUGCUCGUAAGACCACCUUCAACGGGACCAGUUCAAGACCGCGGACUCCUAGCGGUUUGAGGUUUCCGGCUAGCCCGGCUCCACGGAACGUCAGUACCACCAAAGUAAGGCAAGUGACCAUUGGCGUCGCUCGCACAUUAAGGACCGCUUCUAGGACAAGAACCCCAUCCGGAUCAAACACUCCCGUCCAUCCAGAUCAGCAAACUGCCGUUCAGCGUUUGCUGAGACGAUUUUUACUAAAGUCCCUAUUUCGGAAAAUCUCGACAUAA